Messenger RNA from Penicillium lagena, 843 nucleotides. RefSeq names its product TIM-barrel enzyme family protein. The transcript is spliced from 3 exons. The coding region runs from base 1 to 843 and encodes 280 amino acids. The record is from RefSeq and is a predicted model, not a curated record. Gene Ontology annotation, molecular function: catalytic activity. NCBI's taxonomy places the organism in Eukaryota, Fungi, Ascomycota, Eurotiomycetes, Eurotiales, Aspergillaceae.
AUGCCUCGUCCAUCGACCCGUGAAGAAGUGCUCGCUAGACUGCGCAAGACUGUCGCCGAUGGCUCGAUCAUCGUCGGAGCUGGCGCUGGUAUUGGACUAUCAGCAAAAGCAGUCGAGCAAGGGGGUGCCGACUUGAUACUGGUAUAUAACUCGGGCCGAUUCCGCAUGGCCGGCCGUGGGUCACUGGCCGGUCUGAUGCCAUACUCAGAUGCGAACCAGGUAGUUGUGGAAAUGGCCAGCGAGGUUAUCCCCGUAGUAGAGGACACACCCGUGUUGGCCGGCGUGUGUGGCACAGAUCCAUUCCGCUCAAUGGCACACUUUCUGCCCGAGCUCCAGAAGCUAGGUUUUGUCGGCGUACAGAAUUUCCCAACCGUCGGCCUGAUUGAUGGCCAGUUUCGACAGAAUCUUGAAGAGACGGGAAUGGGCUAUGACCGCGAGGUAGAGAUGAUCGCCACCGCGCACAAACUCGGCCUAGUCACGACGCCAUAUGUCUUUGGUCCGGACGAUGCCGUGCAGAUGGCUCGCGCAGGCGCGGAUAUUAUAGUUGCGCACGCGGGCCUGACUACCUCUGGUGCCAUUGGUGCGCGCAGCGGCAAGACGCUGGAAGAAUGUGUUCCGUUUAUCCAAGGCAUUCGGGAUGCUGCUGUUCAUGUUAAUCCGGAUAUCCUGGUGCUUUGUCAUGGCGGGCCUAUUGCACGGCCUGCAGAUGCCGAGUUUGUUUUAUCGCGCACCGUGGGGGUGCAUGGCUUCUUUGGGGCGAGUAGUAUGGAGAGAUUGCCUGUUGAGGUGGCGAUCAAGGAGAAUGCAGAGGCUUUCAAGGGACUGAAGGUGCGACUGCAAUAA